This is a messenger RNA of Boeremia exigua, 2024 nucleotides long. RefSeq lists its product as uncharacterized. The transcript has 2 exons. Bases 332 to 1930 code for a protein of 532 amino acids. The record is from RefSeq and is a predicted model, not a curated record. Lineage: Eukaryota; Fungi; Ascomycota; Dothideomycetes; Pleosporales; Didymellaceae.
AAGGCUGCCACUUUGUCAGCUCCCUUGCAACCGCGCCAUGCAGCUGUCCCUCGAUGAGCUACCAUCGACAGAUGACUCAGGGAAAGAUGUGGUCCAGAUGUAUAAGAUCAUCGUUGCCCCAGGCGUUUGCAGCCUCAGACCAUCAAAUCCACAAAGAACGCCCAGAUACAGACGACUCAGAUCUUUGCCUGUUCCACACCGCGGGCUAGAAUUUACUCCGCACUCACAAGCCUAUCUUAGUGUCUCUGUUCCCCACCAUCUUGCGCCGUAUCUCUCUUUAUUUCCAGUCCUCUAGCAGUCGCCUGCUUGAGGCGCACGACAUAUUUUCAAGAUGCCGACCUCCUCGCGCGCAUCGAUCAGCUCAGCUACCCGAAAUCCUAUGUCAAGCCUAGGAAACCAGAUAGGUGCAAGGGUACGAACGCUUGCGAAUGUUGGCCAGCCGAACAUCGAGUUCGUCAUGGAUGACAGCGACGGACCCCGCCGUAUAAUUCCAAGCUACUCUACUAUGGAUACUAUCUCCGGAUAUGUAGCCAUCACUGCACAAGCCGAUACCCAAUUUGAGGACAUCGAUAUUGCUUUCGUAGGCACAAGUCACACUUUUGUCGACAGAGUCACCACGUCGCCCUCCAUAACGGGACGAGCGGAGAGCAGCCACAGAUUCCUUACGCUACGACAACCACUUGACCACACCUGCUUCCCAACACCAAGGAUCUUUGAGGCUGGAAAAACGUACAAGUUUCCGUUCACCUUCAACAUCCCAGAGAGACUGCUACCCAGGGCAUGUACCCACGAUGUAGUAGCAGAUCACGUUCGCGACCAGCACCUGAUGCUUCCUCCAACAUUCGGCGAUCCAGACUUGUCAGGAUUCGGAAGCACUCUUCUUGAUGAUCUUGCGCCAGACAUGUCGAAGAUUAUCUACGGGGUGAAGGUUCGAAUCGCUCAACGAGGGAUCUCGGACAACAUCCAUAUCCUUGCAGAGCGAGUAAAGAAAGUCCGUGUCAAGCCCGCUUUUGACGAACAAGCGCCACUCAACAUCGACAAUAACACAGAAUACAAGCCUAAGCAAGAAAAGACAAUCAAGAAGGGGUUUUUCAAGGGCAAGCUUGGCACCUUGACUGCUCGCACCAUGCAACCGAAGCCCUUUAAUAUCCCAGGGGCACGCACCUCCGACAACAAACCAAUCACUACCAUAGCUAAGCUGGUACUGCGGUUCGAUCCUGCGGAAGAAGGAGCGCAGCCGCCAGCGCUGGGCUCACUGCACACAAAGCUCAAAGUAACGACCUACUAUGCCACGACACCUAGGCAGAACUUGCCCUCCCGCACACACCUGACAUAUGACGUGUCACAGGGUAUCUACGCCGAGAGUGUGGCGUUGAAUAGUUUGUGCAUUUCCAAGGCCAAGUGGGAGGCGCAUACGGCUGCUUCGAACCCCGCACCUGAAAGCUUCACACGCCGUGAUUCCGGCAUCUCAGACUGUUCUACGGCGAGCGACUCGGCGAACGCAUUCGCGACCGGUGUCCUCGUGCCUUCCAGCAACUACAAAAACGGUACUUUCUAUACCGCACAGAUUCUAGUACCUGUCACUUUGACUGAAAAGAAGAACUUUAUCCCAACGUUCCACACGUGUCUCAUCUCGCGCAUCUAUACACUUGGCCUACAAUUCGCUCCAGAGGGAGGAUCAAGCUUCAAUCUGAAAGUUCCGGUCCAGAUCUGCGCUGACGGCAGCGAUACUGGCAUCGAGAACGCACGAGCGCGCAGCGUUGAGGCAGUCAUGUACAGAGAGGCUGGAGACGUUUUCACACCUAGAAGUAUUGCGCCUCCAAACUUCGACGGUUCACCAAGCACUGCCCAUGUGAGGGAUGAUUUACCGCCCGAAUACUCGAGUGCUGCGCCUGCCACUGUGGCGCUUAGAAUGAGGGCUUCGAUUUGAGCCCUGAAUGGAGGCUGGUCCUUCAUGAGAUAGAGCACUUUUCUCGUACUAUGAUUUCGGAUACCCAUUUUCAUUGGCUAAAUUUCGCGCUGGU